Messenger RNA from Dictyostelium purpureum, 820 nucleotides. RefSeq lists its product as uncharacterized. The record is from RefSeq and is a predicted model, not a curated record. The transcript has 2 exons. Bases 1 to 750 code for a protein of 249 amino acids. Lineage: Eukaryota; Evosea; Eumycetozoa; Dictyosteliales; Dictyosteliaceae.
AUGGGCAAUCAACCAUACCAACAAAUCCCAAUAGAAUCUGAUCCAGAAUCAAUACAACAGCAGAAUAAUAAUAAUAAUAAUAAUAAUAAUAUUAAUAAUAAUAAUAAUAAUGCUAACUAUAUAAAUGCCACACCAAUUCAUUACCAACAACAGCAACACUAUGUCUAUAACAUUAAUAGAUUCCAAGACUUUUAUAUUAAAAAGAAUCCAGGUUAUCUUGACUUUCUUCAUGGUUUUGAUGAAAGCUAUCCAAUUGAUAUUGCAAAUAAAUUUAGUAAUACUAUGAACCAAUCCAACUACAUACAACUUAUUCAAAAUCUAAAUUCAAUUUGCAAACCAGAUCAAGAAAAAUUAAAAAGAAACUCAAUAAUUAUUAUUAUCAUAUUUUUUGUAUCAUUCUUUUUCUUUUUACCAAUUGGAUUUUUAUUGGACGUUGUUUUAUUCGUUAUAAUAUCCUCAUUCUUAUUUAGAAUUGACAGUCAAAUGGAAGUUUUUAUUUCAAAUUAUAACUCUGCAAAUAUUUCCAAUGGUAUCAGUAUUGUAUAUAUUAAAUCAAUUUUUAAAAGAGAAAUUAAGCUAUCACUAAUUGAAAAUCAAUCAAGUUCUCAAACAAAUAUUAUUAAUAUGAAUAAUAACUAUGAUGGUAGCAGCAACAACAAUAAUUUAUAUAUUAUCCCACAACAACAACCACAACAACAACAACAGAAUAAUACUGACAAUGAUGAUCCAAAAAUUAAUUUAAUUGAUUAAUUAUAAUCAAAGUUUUAUUUCUAUUAAUCAGUUUAUUAAUAAAAAAUCAUAAAAGCUUUUUUUUUUUCCC